Messenger RNA from Dentiscutata heterogama, 121 nucleotides. The record is from the annotation of a GenBank genome assembly. NCBI's taxonomy places the organism in Eukaryota, Fungi, Glomeromycota, Glomeromycetes, Diversisporales, Gigasporaceae.
AGGUGAAGUUAUAUUACAGAGUUCUAUAGAUGUUAGAGCUAAUAAUCUUCAACUGUCAUUUGGUUGUUCUAUCAAAUUAACCAUAUUAUCACCAAUUUUUUACAAGAAUAAUAUUUGUGAA